This is a messenger RNA of Cladocopium goreaui, 3594 nucleotides long. The record is from the annotation of a GenBank genome assembly. NCBI's taxonomy places the organism in Eukaryota, Dinophyceae, Suessiales, Symbiodiniaceae.
AUGGAGGAUCCCGCGAAGGCGCAGGAGGAAGCGAGGAAGCGGGACAAGGAACGUGCCGCCAAGGAAUCCGAAAAGGCCUUGGAAGAGGAGAGGCGGAAGGUGCAGCAAUUGCAUGAGGAGAUGUCUAAGAGACCUCACACCUUCGACACCGAGGGCAACUUGAUUUGGGUCGACGAGCUGAAACCGGACCGACUUCCAAAGCUGGUGGAAUUCUCCAAUUAUCAGGUGAAGAAAGACCCGAAGCUCACUGGAACUCUUGGCAGGGACGAAAAGCCGGUGAUGGGUGGUGCUGGUGCAUCCCCUGUGGCGGACAAGCGCACGAAGCGACAGAAGGGGGGUGGCAAGCGCCGCAACAAGAAGGGGGAGGCAGGUCCCGAGUUCACCGAUGGUUUUUCCAAGUUGCAGCAUGGGCAGCCGCCCAUCAUCGAGACCAUGGUGGUCGUGCCUGGAGUGCUUUUAGAACAGAUGGGCAAGGUGAAGGCAGGUCCGGAGCCAGAGUCGCGCUUCAUGUCGCGCAAGGAGUACGUCUUGCUGGCUGAAGCCGAGGUGCCCACCGAAGCCAGUUUCCGGAAGGGCGCGCCGGCGGCCUCAAGCGAUAGUCAGGGCGCUGGUGGCGGUGAUCCGCCCGCGGCACCGCCCAGUGGAGCUGGAGCUCCUCCUGAGGCCACUGGCCUCCCACAGAUUCCAGGAGCAGGGCGCGUCACAGCGGUUCCAGCUUAUCCAGGACAGCCGAAACCGGGAGCGGCAACGUCGCAAAAGGCACCUCCCGCUCCACCAGCACCGGUGCGACGGAAGUAUGAGGCGUUGGGCUUCGGCCGCGAUCCAAGGUACCACGCCCCGAAUUUGGGUGGAAACUUGGGCCUGGGCGCUGCGCAGCCAGUGCUGGGUGCUACCAUGGGGCAUGGCCUGGUAAAGAGCUCUUCCAACAAGGAGGCCUUUUUCUUUCCUCCUGCAGUUCCUGAUAUGCCGGGUGUUCUGAGGUCUCAGAGCGAAGCUGCGCUUGGCAGCGCACGCCGAGGCCCCAGUGAGACGACCCCACGAGGUCCGGAAGACCAAGGACAACUGCGCCCUGAGUUGUCCCCUGCGUAUCGCAACUUCCGACACGCCAUGAACCUGGACGGCGGCGCGGCGGCCCGGGGGAUUUUUCCGUACCACGGAGUUGAUGCGAUUGGUGUGAAAAAUGCCUCGCGGAGUCAGCUGUCAUCGGGGCUUGGACCCGCCGUGGAACAGUUGGAGCAGCAAGCAGUCAUGGACCAACAAAGAUUCCAAGACGGUUUCGCUGGGUACGCAAUGUUUUGGUCCCGUUUUGGCCCAGAAAUCCACGGAAGCUUCGCAGAAGCUCCGUGGAAGCUCCGUGGAAGCCGAGCCUUGUCUUCCCCACCUGCCGUGGACAGGUGUGUUUUCUAUCGAAAGAAUUCGGGGAAGUCGGGUACUUCAUGCUGGCUGUCUUUGGCUUUAGCUGGCCUCGACGGCACGGAUGGCACGGACGUUUUCCAGGCUCUGACGGGCAAGUUUCCAGUCAGGAAUGUGUCUGAUGAUGUUCAGCAGUUAUUGAAGCAACGCUUUGCAAUCCUGCUGGAUGGAACGAAGCCGAGGUGGCACUGCUACAACUGCAAAUGGUCCUCGACCCAGAAAGGGUACUGCAGGCCUUUGGAGCAUGUGUGCCUACAAGUUCUUCUCAAGGAAGCCACUUACCGGCAGCUGCAUGGUCUUCAGCGAAAUGUAGACUUGAAAGCGGAAGUCAUAGAGUUUCUGGCUGAAUACAAACAGAAAGGAAACCGAACCCAACCUUGCACGAUUCCAUUGGACAAGGAAGGCAUCAUGCGCUUGUGUCACAAGGGAUGGCCAGCAGCUAUUUUCAGAGCCAAGUUUGAGCAUUGGGUCCCCUUUGAUUUCGACUACCAGGCGGUCGAUGUGAACAUGGCCCCGGUUGCUAACGCUUUGAAUGCUGAACUGGAUCAAGAAGAGGCAGAACGGAGGCAUGUGCUGGCGACUGUGACUAAUGGCAUUGGAAUGCAGACGACGUCUAAAGACAAUGUCUCUUGCUUGGCGUCUCAGGCAACUUGGUCCUCAUUCCUAGGCUUCAUUGCCCAGGACUAUCGGCAGCCGACCCGUCAACGUAUAGAUGAGUUGUGCGAACAAAUGUCGAACGAGGUGGACCAGAAACUGGCUGAAAAGCUUCAGCAUGAUGGCCCAUGGUUUGUGACUGCUGAUGGUGCGACAUCCAAGGGGCACUCCUUGGUGACAAUUGAUUGUACAAAUGCUCAAGAUGAUGUUAUCCAUUUGGCACUGAUCGAUGGAGGUUACAAUCGCUUAGACGCCGUAUGGCUGAAGCAGCAGCUGCGUGAGCAGCUGGAGCGGUUGCCUGCUGUGGCUGGCGUGAGUCAAGACACGGCCCGCGUUUGCAAGAAGGCAUGGAAAGAGCUCCACAGAGAUCUUCGGGCUGGAAAUCCUGCAAGGUGGCGCGGCCUAGCUUAUAUCGAUUGCGGAGAACAUGUGUCCCAGCUUGUGGCUGCAGACAUGGCGAAGGAAAUCCCUUGGCUACAGGAUGUCCUCGGCAAGGUCCACAAAGCUCAACGGGUAGUGGUGCGGAAAAAACGAGCCAAAGCUUAUGUCCUUCAUGUGCAGAAAGAUUGGUUGAAGAAAGGCCGUCUCCCGCGAUUGAGAAAGCUCCGUGUUGUCCGGAAAACACGGUUCAAUAGCAAUUGCCGCACCCUGGACAGCUUCCUCGUGAAUGCCAGCUGCAUGCGGCAGAUUGUGGACGCUGCCGACUUUCAGAAUGCCAUGAAAGCACGCUCUGUGGAAAAGAAUGCCAAAGUUGAGGCUCACCUGAAAGCGUGGACGUCAAACGCAACCUUUGAGCGGGCCAGACGUGCCCUGGCAAUCUUGGGUCCUGCUGCGGUUCUUUGCCGUCAAGUCGCUACGAGGGACUUCUUUAAGUGCCUGCCUUCGUGGCGAAAAGCUCAAUGCAAAAUUUUGGAAUCCUUGGCCACUGAAGAUUUUGCAGAUGCGAGGCUUCGCGAGACAGGAGAUUGCAGCUUGUUGUGUCCCGGCUACUUGUUAGCUGAGUGCUUGCGCCUUCCAAAGGUGCAGAUUUGCAUUGGCACAUUCUUGCGUGCGGCUCCAGAGUUGCCUGCUGCGCUUCCUGAAGGUGUUGUCCUGGCACCUUGCAAGCCUGGACGCCCUGCAAAGGGCACAGUCCGGCCUCCGAAACCGCCGACUGGCAGGUUCGGUGGGCAAGCUUUUCGAGAUGCAGAAGCUCAGAUCAAGAUGCUCCAGAAAAAUAUGAAAGAGCCCUGCGUGCCCAAGAAAACGUUCGUGCGUUGGGCUCGUGACGUCUUGGAAAGCCAGCGUGACCCCAAAGGUGCGAUGCUCAAGAUGACCCCCGCUGCAAUCGACACUUUGCAGUCGGCUUUGGAGGACUAUGGUGUGCAGUUGAUGGUGCGUGGAAGCAUUGUUGCUCACCAUGCCAAAAGACAGACCGUGACUGAGAAGGAUUUGGAGUGCUUGGCCAAGUUGGAUUCUGCCAACAGUGCCAGCGCAAUUGUCCCCAGUGAGAGUUCCAAGCCUAAGAAAAGAAAGGUUAGCAAAUGA